ACGGAGCAAAAAGACGAAGCUUUGGUCACUCUUUUUAAAUUGUCAUAGUGGUGUGAUGUGAUUGAUAAAUUCAAAUAUGUCUCCAAUACUCGCUGUCAAAAAUUUACACGUGAAAUAUUGGAUUUUUUUGGUAACUCUGUCAGCCACGUUUUGUGCAGCAUUUGAAGGAGCGGCACCAAAUGCAGGUCGCGUCAUUCCCAAUCAUCUGAUAGUAUGUUACGAAAACAAAACCCUAUACGACAGAGCAACUCGUCUUCCGUCCACCAUGAGCUCACUUAUUGCUUUGAUCGCCAAAAUCGAGCGUGCGGGAGGCCUGAAUAUGGACAUGCGAACGUUGACAGCUGCUCUUUUAUAUCAAUAUCGCGUUGACGGCAUUCAGAGAGCACCAGAGAUUGCGUGGGCGCCGGGAGUAGUUCCCUUUGCCGCAACUGGUCGCCAGCGCGCCAAGUACCGAGUCUUGAAAGAAAACCUGAUACCGCCUGGCAAUUUUUUACCGGAUGAAGGCCUCCGCGACUUUGAAAAGUGCUCGCUUCACUUCAUGCUGUCAAGCUCGGUCAGUCCUUGGGAGCGAGGCGAUGAGUACGAUAUUUGUCCCCUUCAAAUUGGUGGAAGGAGUAUCGACGUCAAUGCGGAUAUGAAGAAGCAGUCCAGGUAUAAAAAUAGGCAGACUGUCACAAAAUUCUCUAAAAAAAAGUUUGAAAAACGCAGAUCUUGGAGCGAAUGGCCAGAAGAUAGCGAAAAGCCGACGGUCAGGAAGGCCAGCGUGAGCAGGUGUCCCAUCGAGAACGGUGUUCUUUGGACGCCAUGGGGUAGCGUAAACGCAGGAACUGUGCUGGCCUCGAUAGCAGCCGCUCUGCAGCCCCAGAGGGUUCCGUUGUCCAUGCUGAUUAGGGGACUGUCUUCCGGAGAGGAGCACUCAGAAGCCCUGGACAACAAAUGGGCAGCUUCCUUGGCAGGAGAUUUGGCUGAGGUUGCCGUGUAUCAAGGUCCGCGAGCUAUGGUUUUUGAAAAAAUGAGGCUCGGCCCUGGUGGACAGUGGAACGACACGGCGAUCCCUAGAGCCAUGUACAUGGAUCCUUGGCUGGGAACGCAGAACGGCUGGGAGCAGGAUAGCUGGGACAUGACCGAAUCAGAGCUCCUUGGAGGAAUUGACGGAAUCAUGCUAGCCCAAAAUUUGCCGCGGUGGCUGGAUCUGCAGAGCAAACUGAGACUGUCACAAGUUCUCGACAUGUAUUACUCAGAAAGGGGUGUAUGCUUUGACACUGAAAUCAGAGCCUGCCGACGGCAAGAUUUAUACAAGCAGCACAUUUCAUUCGACACAUUGAAUGAACAAACACAAAACUUUGUGACCGUUUUGUAUGACCAUACAAAUGAAGCAUUCCCCAUGGAUGCGAGCAUGUUAAACAAAUUUGCAAAUGAUGCUGUUAAAGCUGGAAUUCGCUUUGCAGAAAAUGUUAUGACCAAGGACUCUGAGCACUUUGCGUGUCCGGAAUAUCCUCUGCCAAUUCCUAGGGUGGAAGCACUUGUAGUCUUGGAUGGAUCUUGGACCACUUGGGAAGCUCAACGGGUGGUUGGGGUAUUAGACAGAAGUAUUGAUGUAUCCGAAUUUGGAAGCGAGAUAGCAGUGAUGAACGGCUACACUGGUGCAAUGAUGGUCAAUUUUACCAGACUAUCAACUUACUCAGUUUUGAGAGUGCAGAACUCGACCAAUUGGCCUAUUGGAUUGGAUUUAGAGAGGACGAUACGUGAAGCAAAAAAGAUGUUCCUGCACAAACGAGCAGUGCAGGCGAGGAGAGGAGAGAAUGUGGCUGCUGCCAGUCGAGGCACAGCCGUCGUUGUGUUGGCUCCGACUGCCACCAUUAGUCAAAGCGUAUUGAAUAACGCAAAAGAAGAGUUUAGAUUGUUUCAUGGUUUGCUGCCAGACGUUAGGUUUUUCUUCGUGGUUUCGAGGAACAAAGAAGAUUUUUACCAAUUCGUUGAAGAGCCGAACGUGGAUAUUAUCCAUGUGGCCAGCAACGAAAUGGACAGCUACAUGCCAAAAUUGGUUGAGAGAUUAAGAGCUGUUCCCGCUCGAAUCUUGCCAUCAAUGUGCCCUUCAUUGGUGAAGGAUUCUUUCUUUGGUCAGGCCCUGAAAGAUUGGAUGCCGGUGGAACCAAAGGGACCUUUGUUUGAAGACUACGUCUCUGUGGACGACCCGCGCAUAUACAAGAUUCCGAAGGAGCAAUUAGUCGGGACUAGCAAAGUGUCGAUCACGUUCAAAAACGCCAAUUACGGUGACCUGAUCCUUUGUAUUUCACGCACUCCACCUGAGAGGGAAAAGGAAAGCCCGCCGCUGAGUGCGUUGCAAACACCUCCAGAGCAGGAGUCGAGAUCUCUGGGUGACGAGGUGCAGGAAAGGUGUUACCCGUUGAGAGCCGGCAAGGAGCACACGUUUCAGAUAUCCCAGCCGUGCUUUGACUGGGACCUGCAGGCGUGUAAACCAAUAUACUUCUUGCUUCGUGUCGAGGCCACGGACACAAACUGCCUUGAAAAAGACUGCCGAUUUCCUAAUCAAGUAAGAUUCUCAUUGCAACAUUUCGGGUUGAAGCCCUUGCCAGGAUGUCCGUGGGAAGGAAAUUUUGCAUUUGCCAUCACCCCUAAUGCGAUUGUGUUGGUGUCUUUUCUUCUUUUUUAUUUUACGGUAGCUGCGUGAGUGUGUGAUGUGAUGAAAAUAUUUAUUAAAACCCUAUCUACUUGA
Molecule: messenger RNA, 2737 nt
Organism: Cloeon dipterum
Lineage: Eukaryota; Metazoa; Arthropoda; Insecta; Ephemeroptera; Baetidae
Exons: 14
Coding region: 77-2692 (871 amino acids)
Source: RefSeq, a predicted model, not a curated record